Messenger RNA from Galleria mellonella (greater wax moth), 1327 nucleotides. RefSeq lists its product as uncharacterized. Bases 16 to 1281 code for a protein of 421 amino acids. The transcript has a single exon. The record is from RefSeq and is a predicted model, not a curated record. NCBI's taxonomy places the organism in Eukaryota, Metazoa, Arthropoda, Insecta, Lepidoptera, Pyralidae.
UUUCAUUGAGUACGGAUGUGCAAAGGCGCUGUCUAUAGAUCGCUUAGCAUAAUGGCAACAAAUAUAUUGAAAUGCAAUAAUUGUAAUAUUGUAAUUAGUGAACUAUUAUCUUUUGUUCAAAAUAAAUGUGAUGUUAUGGACGAGGAAAGUCUCAUUCGUAUUGUUACGACUUCAUUUUCGAGUGAAGAAAUCAGGGAAGCGAAGACUUUGUUAUUUGACUCAGUCAAUACGAAGAUACGAAAGAUUAUGCGGAAAAAGGACGGUAAAGAGAAGCGGGAUAUAGAAGAUAUUUUAUCACUAUUGAAAGGAAUAGAUCCCGAAAAAAUUCCGAUUUUUGUCGCAAGAAACUUACAGAAACUACCCCCCAUAAGUUUUGAUCACGUAGAUGUAACCAAAUUAUUAAAAGAUAUACUCGUGUUGCAACAGGAGGUUCGAACUGUAAAGGAAACCUGCGCUACAACGGAAGAAUUACAGUUGAUAAAGAAUGAGUUGGCAAAUUUAAAAUCAGCCUCAAUUGUGAAUAACUUUGAACCCUCACAAUAUAUAAACACGAAGAGAGGGUGUGCAAAUGUUAUUGAUAAUUUUCAUUACGACAGUGGACCCAUUGGAUUGCUUCAUAUUUCUCAGGAAGAGAAAAAUGGAAAUAUAAAUAGCGAGUGCAACAUAAAUAUUCCAUCGAAAACGCAAUCUAAUUGUUUGAUAAAUAGUACAUUAGAAAACGUAAGUGCGAGGGUAGAAGAUACAGUACAUCAAUGCAAACAAAACAUAGCAGCGGACACGCAAGUGAGUGCGACCGGUGUGAACAUAGCCAAUAGUCACAACACAGUCUCCCAUCCAUUAGUAGUGGAAAAAUCAUUUGCUGAUAUUGCUUCUGGCGGAAAAUGGAAAAAUGGAAAAAAGUCAGAAGAUUGGAUAGUUGUACAAAGAAAGAAACUCAGAAAUAGAUUUAUGGGGAAAAGAGGACAAGCAAGUACAGAACCGGAGGAAAAAUUUCGAGCAGCAGAUGUAAAGAUACCGCUUUUUAUAAAUAAAGUUGAUAAAAAUACUUCCAUAGAGGACAUAUCUUCAUAUAUUUUGCAAAAAACUAAGGUGUCUGUAGCGCUAGAAAAAAUUUGCAUGAAAUUUCAGAAGGAAUAUGAUGCGUAUAAAAUAUUUGUACCGCAAAGUAAAUUAUCUAUAUUUAUGGAUGCAGGUCUAUGGCCUGAUGGAAUUUCGUUUCGUCGGUUUGUUACUUUUAAAAAGACAUCUGGUAAUGAUGACAAGUUUUUAAAUACAAAAUAACAAUGCAUAAUAGAACACUAACUUUGAUAUCCUUCAAUUGUAAAUC